GGGCGAGUCAGGCAGGGCUCCGCUGCGGCGAGGAGCGGGGGUUUGGCGCGGACGUUUUGGAGUUGCCUGAUUGGCGCCACGGACCUAAAGCAAAGGUUGUGAAUCGGCUGUUUUCCCUGCGACCACCGCCACUGUCGGGGGCACAAGCAUGGCCGUGACGCUGACCCCUGUCUGUCCCUCAAGUCCUAGCGGAGACUCAUCCGGAGCCCACAGCCCCUUCCUUUGAAGCUCACCGCUAAAGGAAAGAGGGCUUAUUCCCAAACUCGUUCAACUGAAUCCCUCAAUAACUGCAGCUUUUGUGAAAUCUCGGUUGCACCACAAUAGACUGGUUUGAGGAAACAGAACAACACGCAGCGAGCAGACCGGUAGUGGCCCCGAGAGCUACCUUGAAGAUGACCAAGUCAGCGUGAGGCCCUCACAGGAGCCGCAGUGCGAAGUGAUCACGCAAAGAAAAAUCCAAGGAACAACUACAGAGACAUGCCGAAAACAUUCGGAAACAGCAGCGACUGCAAAUUAAGAAGCCCUGGACCCUGGAACAGAGCGACUGAGAGGCAGGACAUACUGAAGCUGCAUCCAACCUAGGAAGCCACGCCGCAGAGUGGACAGCGCUGUGCUGAGAGUGCGGAGGACCACCUGACCCCUCAGCCCGUCCGUACAACGGGACGCCAGCAGGACGGCUGACUCGAGUUUGCCAUGUUCCUCCCGUGGCUCCGGGCAAGUCCUCGAGCCCAUUUGUGUUCUGUCCAGUUUGGACACCAGGAAACGGGCACACUGAAUGUUCUGGCAGAACCCGUGUGGACACUGUUUGGGGGUCAUCGGCCAUGGCUUGGGCUCGGGCAGAGCGCCUUCCUUCCAGCGAGGCCACGAGCGGGCAGUGGGAGCAGUGGGAGCAGGCUGACCCCGCCUCGCCCCGAAUCGGCCCUUCCACGGCCUCGGAGCCCCCUGUGAACCCUCAGAAGGCGGCUGUCUGGGGUGAGCGUGCGUUCCAGGAGCUUCCGCACCUGAGGUCGGUCUCCUGGGACUGAAGAGAGGGAGAGCACGCGCCAGGACCGUUAGGAUUGUCAAAAUGGUUGAUUGCCAGGAUGUCUCUGUGGGGGUCAGUCAAGGGCCAUCUGCAAACCAGGGCCUGGAGGGAAGGCUCCCUAAGGGAGGUCUUCCCGUCCCAAAGGAAGUGAACCGCAAGAAGAUGGCCGAGACCAGCGCUGCCUCCCCGACCCCACCGGGCAGCCAUGGACUGUGCGCCCCGGGCGUCAGCUACCGCCACUCUUUCUGAUCCACCUUCAUUUGUAUUGCGUAUGGUGUAUGGGGAUUGAUGAGGUCAUGGUAUCAUAUAUGGAAUUUUUUUCUGUGUAAAUCAUCAAGUGUAAGAAGAAACCAUGGGACUCUGAGCCUUGCUUUAGAGAAUUUACCUUGGACAAAUAGGUAUCAUCACACCAGUUUUCAGCCGUUCUGACUCAAGUGGAACGCUCAGAAGUUCACACUGUGAAUCCACGUUUACAGACCCUACAGGUGGGCCCACAGGCCUGGUCGUCACAGCAACGUCUUCCACAACUCACACCCCUCCGUGCCUCACCUCCGGUCCACUCCUGUCUUCCACACACACAGCUCCCGACUGCUUCCGGCAGAGGCUGAGAGUCCCCCUUUUUUUUUUUUUUUUUUUUCAUUUAGCUGUAACAAGCCUAGUGGUUUAUGUCCAUCGACUGUCUGUAUAUCUAUAUUUUGCCCAUGUACUCCUCUGAUGUAUAGAAGUAGUUGACACUCAUUGUUUCCUCGUGGUAAGUGACGAGAUGCUGCCACAGGACCUGAGACACUGAUGAAUGGUGCUAUUUUGGACUUCUCAACAUGCUCCCUGGCGAGGUAGCUCUGAUGGAGUUAUUUUUUAUUUCCAUGUUCCAAGAAGGCGUUGGUCCUCUGUCCCCCUGAGUGUUGUUCUCGCGACUGGACUGACUGGUUUCCCUUGUCUGCAGUGUGCUGCUUCCUCAGUGUGGUCGUGGAGUGGGUGCUGCCAGAGCACGUGGGGGCCGGGCCCCUGGGCCGGCGCCCACGGACACGCAGGCCCGGUGGUGGGAGCGAUCACAGAACCGUAACUGAGGGCCAGAGCUCUUCCUUGCUGUCGCCUCGCCUGCCUGACGUAGAGAAAGAAAAGCAAUAAUUUUACAGGCGUUUUCGAGGUGUCUCUUGGGGAUCUUUGACAGGAAAUUUGGAAAACAAAAGGGUCAAUUCUUUUCUAAUAAACGCCCUCUGAAAAAGCCAAAGGAAUAGGAAAUUGCGCCUUUCCCAAAAGCUAAGCUGGGAAAGGUCUCGUGACAAAAAUACUCACGAUAAACGCAGAAGUAAGGCGGAGAGCAGUCUCUCAGCAGAUUCUGAUACGCAAGGUGCAGAUUUUACACUUUUGUCCUUGCUCCCAGGGAAAAGGAAAAACAAAACCCAAAUCAGACGGUCCACCUCGUGGAACGCGGUUGUGCUGGCCAGCCUGGAAGCCCACCUCGAUUUUUAUAGAGCUGUCCCCUGGCUCUGAGCUCUUCCGCGUCUGGCUGUUGACACCGACGAUGCAUGCACGGACCUCUGCCUCCUCCCGUGCCCCCAGCCUGAGUCCCGCGUGCGCUUCUCCCGCACCCCGUGUGUUAGCCUAGGUGAACCCCGUGUACAUAGAGCGAGACGCUGGCUCCUGCAUCUGUGGCGUUUGCGUAGAGUCCAGCCCUGUGCCGCUGGACUCGCAGGCUUUGUAACGAUGCGAUCCUUCCUGACGCACUCCUGAAAAGUACCCAGUGUAUUUUAGCUACUUUAGUAGUAUUUGUUCAAUAAACAUGCAAGCUGUAAGGUGA
Molecule: messenger RNA, 2825 nt
Organism: Lepus europaeus (European hare)
Lineage: Eukaryota; Metazoa; Chordata; Mammalia; Lagomorpha; Leporidae
Gene: NREP
Product: neuronal regeneration related protein
Exons: 5
Coding region: 1067-1273 (68 amino acids)
Biological process (GO): axon regeneration; regulation of transforming growth factor beta receptor signaling pathway; regulation of neuron differentiation
Cellular component (GO): cytoplasm; nucleus
Source: RefSeq, a predicted model, not a curated record